CCACAACAACAAAACACCUCUGUGGCCGGUCUCCAAGACUUCGCCAAACUUUCAAAGAGACAACUAAACACGAAAGGCGUAUAGCUUCCCGUGCCUUGAGACAUUCUGAUUCAGUCUGUCCGAAACCUUACUAGCAAGUGUCAUUUUUCUCUAAUAACAAGAUCGCUCCAAAUAUGACGAUACGGGCCGACGACGAAGAAGAAACGAAGUUACAUGUGGCCGUACGAAUGCACAACUUGAAAUUAGUUCGCGCUGCGCUGCGCGAUCGGGGAUUAGAUAUCGAUGCUUUGGGAACUUGUGGCUGGACAGCUUUGCACGAAGCUGCUUCAUGCGGCUAUCAGGACAUUGUAGAGCUUCUCUUAGAAAAUGGUGCUGAUCCCAAUAUUCAGGACAGCGUGCAAAAAUGCACCCCCAUUCAUUUAGCAGCGCGGAAAGGUCAUUUGGAAGUAGUCAGGAGUUUGGUUCAAAGUGGAGCAAGGUUAGAUUUGAAGAAUUCUGAAAGAAAAAUACCUCAGGAUUAUGCUCAAGAACAGUGCAGAGUGUUUCUAAUGAGACAACGUAAGUAUUGAUUGUUUAAAACUUCAGGGCAUGAAGAUAAAAACCAUCACAUUUGGUUAGGACAGAAACCAUUGAAUGAAACUUGCAUUAUCAAUGGUUAUGAAUAUAUCAUCUGUGCUGUUCAAAAGCGGAAGAGCGAUUUGUUGAAUGUGCCUGAGUAUUUGAAUUGUUUAAAAAUGUUUUUUGAAUAUCCUGACAAGGUUUUUCUCUUUGUAUUUUAGUUUUGCUCAUUCGAUUUUUUUAUGUAUGAAAACUUCAAAAUUUCUUACUAGUGACCAAUGGACAUUUUUGUAAUCGAUUGAUUAUCGAAUUAUGUCAGCUGUCUGGGAAAUGUUUUCAGGAGUAAUUCGAGGAAUCAGUAGAACAAUUUUGGGAAUAUUGCCCUCGAGGCUGCGAAAUUAGAGAUAGGCAAUAUUUGUAAUUGUGAAUGGCGUUUUAAUACGUAACCCAAUGCGUGUACACCAUGUGAUUACCAAUCUUUUGUCUCGGUCGCUCCUUUGUUCUGUCGUUUAGACGGGAAAGUCGAGAUUUGUAAGUCCUCGGUAAGCUUAAUACGUGGAUGUUUCUCCUGUAUCUUACAAACUAUUGGUUACGCCAUAACAACGAGUUCUCGACGAGUAAUUUGUUUAGUAUAUAAGCUAACAAAUCUCAGGAAAGAAUGGAAAGAAACUCGUGCUAUUUAUAUAACUUAUAUUAAAACUACAUUUUUUUGCUUGGUUGUUUUUUUUUUUCAAAGGAAUCGACGAUGUUGUAAAGUUAAGCCCGUCUCCUGUAGAAGACAACCAAUCUGUUCAAAGGGUAAGCUACGUGUAAUUUGAUCAAACUGUUUUUUUUGUUUUUUGUUGUUGGCUAUUAACGUUAUUAACUUAUUGUGUAAACAAUAUCUGUAUGAACAGUAGUAUUUCUUGACAUUGCAAGUAUGAAAGUCCAUUUAUAGUUUAGGCUACAGUGAAUGUUAAAUAAACUGAAAUCACGUACACAUAAUGAUUAUUCUAUACUCUCUGGCAGGUAGACAAUAUGGUAGACUAAGUCUAAAGUAAAUAGACACUAUUUUGUUGUUGGUUAUUAACUUAGUAACUUAUUGUGUAAACAAUGUCUGUAUGAACAGUAAUAUUUGUUGACGUUGCAAGUAUGAAAGUCCAUUUAUAGUUUACGCUACAGUGAAUGUUAAUAAACUGAAAUCACGUAGACAUAAUGAUUAUUCCAUUCGUUCAGGCAGUUGGACAAUAGACUAAAAUAAAUGGACAAUAUUAGUCCAUAAUUAAAAAAUUAUAUUCAUACGUGGAGAAACUGUUUUGCAGAUGGGCAGAUUGGUUAGCUAUAUUAAUUUUGAUCUGUUUAAUUUAGGGACAUUGGUCCUGUCACUGACCCAAAUUGAUAUCAUCUUGUUCAUGCUAGAAAAAAAAUUAUCUACAUUUUUGAGUAUUCAAAUCCAUUGGUAUCCCAACAGGUUUACGGUGGUAGAUCAAGCCAAAGCCCAGUUUUGAGCAAAGUGCGACGAUCAUCUCCACAGUGGUCUGAAAGCUCACAGAGUUCAACAGAAAGCAUGUCAUCAACUUGUUCAGGUUGUUGUUCUUUUUUAAAAGUCAUUUUUAUGUUUUAUUAAAACAUCAGAGUUGUAAGCAGAGAAAGGAGUUAAAUGGAAUCAGAGUCAAAAGAAUCGGAAUGUUGUCAGUUUAUUCUGAUUCCUUUUAUGACUGUGUCGCACAUGAUCUAAAGACUGUUUGAAUUCAAGAGAAAGUCAGGUUGAUUUUCAUAAGAUUGUUAUCAGGGUCAAAACCUCUUGCUGUCACUAGCAUGCACUAACCCAUUAGUAACUUUAACUACUGUAGCCCUAAAACAAAACUGAGGAGCAUUGAUUACAGUUCUGUUAUUUGAAUUCCCUCAAAAAUACUUUACUUGUGUAUCAGGCAAGUUAAGAACAGAAUUCACUAGCCUGGUAGCAAAUCCAUUAUAUCCCUGGGCUGUCAUACCCUACUUUAUUUGCAUGCUGUGUUAUGCUAUGUGUUUUUUGACUUCAACUCAUUUGCAAAGGAAAAUCAGUCAUAAACUCUUUUUGUGCAAGCACAAUGUAGCAUUUAACUCGAUAUCAUCCAUAUAAAAACUGUGUUCUGUGUUGUACUGCCUUGGUUCAUCCAUUGUUGAAAAAAUUUUUGUUAAUUAAAUUGAUGAUAAUAUUGUUCAAAAAUAGUAACAAGGAAGUUGAGUAGACCCAAAAAGGGCGUUGGUUGUAAUUAGAUUUUUAGAAUAAUUCUAGAAAAACCAAUCAACCAAUAUGAUUUAAUAGUAUUCACAAUCUUCAGCUGUGGAUUAACAAUUCAAAAAUCCAUUUAGGACAUAUUGUAUGGACUGCAUUCCAGAAUAAAAAUAAAUGGAAUUUACUGAAGAAAUCAGCUUGAAAUAGAAUAUUCUAAUAUAUGUAGAGUUGAAUGACCCAAAGAUCAGAGUAGAAGAGUUUUGUAACAAACUCUUUGCAUAUUCUUAUUCCAGAAUACAACCAAUCGAACACACCCCUAGUCUCAGACAUUAAAAUAAGAAUUGCUUUAUAGCUAGGGGAAAUUAAUAGAAGCUUCAAAGCUUCAAAGAGGAGAUGCAGGGCUGUGCUCUAGGAGAGCCCGCGGGUGGCCCCUUGCGCCCAACUUGUUCUCUCGGGUGACUAGAAAAUAGUAGCUUUUUCAUACAAAUCAUAUGCUGGGCACCCUAGAUUUUAUAGGAUCAAGAGCACUGGGCUCCCUACAAUAAUUAUUUUCCUUACAGCACAACCUUGAGAUGUAGUAGUACUUGCUUACCAAGUGCCUUUUGUAUUAUAGGUUCCAGUGAAAGCUUCUAUGCAUCAUCACCAGAUAUAUAUCAGCCAGGUAUGCAUGCUUUCCAAACUGUCACCUCUUACUAUCGUUAGAAAUACAAUUAUCUUGGGUUGCUUAGUAAAAACUCACAGUGUUUCCAACAUAUUCAUUUGGGAUACCAAAAGCAUUUAUUUGACAAGAAAUCCUUGAAUUAAAGGCAAGCAAAGUAAACCAGUCUUAAAUAGCUAUAAUUUGAAUUAUUCAUCCACAGACUCAACUUUUGGAAGUGCCUUGUACAUUGUAAAAAAAAGAACACAGUCCUUCUGAGUAUUGAUCUAUUUGAAUUAGCCCAUUUAGGAAUUCAUCCAUACGGGUAUAGCAAUCCUUUGAAUGAUUUUGUUUAGAAUUACGUGGCAGUGCCAAGUUUACAUAUUUGAAUAUCUUUUUCUUUUAGGCCCAGGGGAGAUUAAGGUUGCACUUGACUUCAACAGAUCACGACAUACACUGAUAGUUCGAUUGGAGGAAAUCCGAGAUGUCAAGCUACCUGCAGGUAUAAAUAGUAGAUUCCACGAAAAUGAACUUAAAGACUCUUGAAAUCGGUUGAAGCUCUAAAAAACCAACAGCUAUGCAAAAAAUUAUGGCUUCCUGGGUUUAUCAUGCGUGUACUUCCUUGUUGCCACUUAAGGGCACUUUCCAAAGGUCAGAACUGGCCGGUCGGACCAUGGCUGGACCAGACUUUCUGGCAAUGAAGUAGGCUUUCUUCCAAGAGGUUUAGCUAAAAAACCAUCUCCUCUGUGUAUAAUAUUUUGAAUUUGACUGAUCUGGAUGGCUAUAGUUUUGAUUAAAAGUAAAAUUCUCAUUAAGAUUGGAAUGGGUUGGCCGGUCAGUUAUGCCAAAUGGAAAGCACCCUAAGAUUGGAUGAAAGUCUGAAUCCCAUAAUAUUCAACUUUUUACCCCAUGAAAAGUAAUCUGAAAUCAGGGAAAUUCUUGCUACUGGAAUUCAGAAUUCAGAAUCCAGGAAAUUUUGGUUGUGAAAUCCAGACUUGUUGGCUUUGGAAUCCAGAUUUCAUCCUAAUGAUUGGAAAUCCUAGUUCCACGGAUGCCAAAUCUGGAAUCCAGUUCCUGGAAACUGGAAUCUGGAAUCCAAAGCUUGGAAUCCAGAAUCCAAGACUGUCUUAGAUUACCCUACAGAGGGGAAAAACUUUGUCCUGCCGGAAUACAUGAGAGUUAAAGAAAAUGUCUCUUGAUUUUUGGCAGAUCACAACCUGUCCCAUGUUUAUGUUAAAUGCUACAUUGUCCCUGAUUUCAAGAAGGCUACCAAGCGGAAGACAGCUCUCCAUACAUUGUUGCGAAAUGAUGGAGGGCGAAGUUCAAGCGACAGUGUUGCCAGCUGGAGCAGUGAGGACAAUAAUCUGGGGAAACCUUCGGAGAAGAGUAGGGGUAAAAAAUUUGUUUCAUCCCUGAGAAGAGGGUCACGCUUCUCAUCCAAGAAGAAGAGAGACCAGGAUCAAGGUAUUUCUGAUGAAAAUGCUAAUUCCUCUGUCUAGGUUACAAACAUUGAUUUUUGUCUUCUUAAGUGCUUAUCAAGAGGUUUUCCUUAAACACUGCUAUAUCACUUUCAACUCACCUUAAGGACAGUUUUUCUAGCAGGAUGUUCCUUUGUCAAAAAUUUUUCCCUUUAAUAUGUAGAUUCAAGAAAAUAGCAGACAAGCAGCAGGGUUUGAGUCACGGUUUCACAUUGGGGGAGUGAAUUCAUUGUAAUCAGUGUCUGUUCUAAUGGUUAUCAUUGUAAUAGCUUGAAUGUAAGAUGCAUUUUCAGAUCACUUGAAUAGUUUUAAGUGAUGAUGCCAUGGCAAUUUUCCGCUGUGUUGACACCGUCGUGUCCUAUCUGUGGGAAUUUGAGGCAAUUUAUCGGCGAUUUUCUGCGUAAAUCAAUCCACGAGACAGAGACUCAGGGAAAAUUGCAAUAAAAUUUCCAAGGAAAGUGCGGCAAAGAAUGGAUUUUAAAGUGCCUCUGUCAAUGCUAGCAGAAACUCAUAAGGGGUUGACAAACCCCUUAUGGGUUUGUGAUGCUAGCUAAUGCCCCUUUUAGUAAAUAUUAAUGUUAUUUUCGCUGUAUAAACGAAUUAUUUACCACAUGUCUUUUGGAUUCUUUUCCAGUGAGUUCCAUGCCACAAAACAUGGUUGCCAUCUACCGCAUCUCCACGAAGUUCUCCGAGACCUUCCGCUACGAUUCUGCGCACUUGAGAAAGGUCGAUUUUGACACCGCAAACGUACAGCUUGUGGUCAGCGGUCGCAAUCGCGUCACGCUUCAAUCCCAGACUGUUGCCUGUCUAACCGUGCCUCUGGCAAGCUGCGGUAAGAUGACCACACCUCAAUGGCUUCCAUUGGUGUACAGGAUAUUGUUGCCAAGUGGGCAGUGUGUUGAAGAGCAACAACCACUCCAACAAAGCAAGUCUUGGGAAGAUAGACGUACGUAUAAAUCAUUUGAGAUCUAAUUACCGUAGAAACUCGAUUUUUCGAAUCCUCAGUUUCUCGAGAUUCCCGAUAAUUCGAACCCUAACUUCCCUUCACCAGACAAACACCGUAAUUAAGGCCCGAUAAUUCGAACCGUGUCUCUGGCGUAAAAGAGUUCGUAUAUGAUAGGGCCAUUUAUAGAGGGAAAAUAAGACGUGUCUUACAUAAGACGCGAACUGUACCAUUUAUACGAGCAUGUCUUAUCUAAUAAGACGCGUCUUAGCUAAGCCGCGUCUUAUUUUAGACGAAAUGUGCCGUUUAUACGGAAAGUUCGUGUCUUAUUUAAGACGUCUUAUUUUUCCUCGUAUAAAUGGCCCUAUUGUUUCACUUAACAGAGAAACUGAAAUUCGCGGAAUAAUCAUAAUUUUGUUUGAUUUCUUUUUUCAGGCGCGACGUUAACACGGAGAAGUUCGGCCUGGGAUAACGCUAAACUGUCGAUGUCCAUGCCUAACAUAGAAUACGCAACGUCAUCAACCGCUACGUCACAGACGUUUCCACGAACCAGCCAGGGAGGGGAGGGCGGAUUCCCCGUGGAUGGAUCAAAGAAAUACAAGAAGCACAGCGGAGCUGGAAAGAUGCUUAAAAAAGAAAUGAAACUGUUGCAGGGCAAGGGGAAUUACAGAUACGGGAACAGCGCAGCUAGGCGAGAUUCUGAAUAUGAUGCAAGAAAUGAUGAAACCGUUGUGGCCAGCUUUUGCAACGAUGAUAUUGAAGGCCGCUCUCGUGCGACUCUUCCACCUCGACCAAACUACACCGGAAGGGACCUUAAUAGAACUAUGAGGGACCAAAGUAGAGAUAGUGCUGAUAGACUGCGAGAUCAACCCACACAGAGAGUGCACGAAAAUAGAAGAAGUGGUGUCAGGAAUAGUUUGUGCGAUGAUGCACCGGAAGUAGUCGACUUGCAAGACGACGAGCAAGGCUCAAGACCGGAGCUAGAACACAGGUCCUCGUUUGCUCGGUCUCUGAAGUACAGCCGAGCAUUUCAACAGCAGAAAUCUGCAUCUCAUCGGCAGGAUAUUGUCAUCGAUGACAUGGAAAGCGAAGAUCUUGAAGAAGCACCGAAUGUUCCUUUUACAGUUAGUCAGUUUUAUGGACGAAGAAACGGAAUUGCCUGUAGUUAAUUUAUAAUAUUGUAGAUAUAUUUUAAUCGUUAACCCAAGCCUUCGUCUCUCUUCAGUAUUUUCAUGUGAACACAUAAGUGUAAAAAUCUCUUGAAACAUCGAUUCUGCAACUAGCCAGCCAUUGAGGUAGUUUUUGCCGUUCGCGAUAAUUUUUGUUACGUUGGGAAGUUUUGGGAGUUUGAAGCUUGUGUUUGGUGAAUACAGUUUUUUUACUUAAAAACGAACAAAGACAUUUUAAUGCAUGGUAAUUGCAUUUUCUUUUAUAUAAAAUCAACUCGUGUAUUUAUUUCUUUACGUAAUUUCAACAAGACUUGUUUUCGAAGGUUGUUUCCCUACAGAGGGCGUAGUGUAUUUGUAAUUAAUUUAAACUGAAAAGAUUUAUAGAGUUAUUUUAUUAAGUGCUUUGAGAACUGAAGCAACUUUUUGUUAAACCAAAAUGAAAAUUUGAAAAAACAAUUUACAUAAUACAAUAAGUUUAGAGUAAUUAGAGUGUUAUGUAUUUAAAACACAUGCAAACAAAUGGAAAU
Molecule: messenger RNA, 7509 nt
Organism: Porites lobata
Lineage: Eukaryota; Metazoa; Cnidaria; Anthozoa; Scleractinia; Poritidae
Source: the annotation of a GenBank genome assembly